AUGUACAGUCCUGGGGGAGAUUUGGGAGAGCGUCUUGGAAACGAUCGUCCACAUCUCACUAUUAUUAGGAACCAGUUCGGUCAAUGUGCGUACGCCACCGUGGCGUCAUACGAUGAGCUUUUUAUGCGGCAGGUCACUCGUAAAAUACUCGUCACCCACGCCAUCGUGAUUCGAUGCUUGUUUUCGGCUACUCACUCAGAAAUCAAAGACUACACGAUCGACUAA
Molecule: messenger RNA, 225 nt
Organism: Haemonchus placei
Lineage: Eukaryota; Metazoa; Nematoda; Chromadorea; Rhabditida; Trichostrongylidae
Source: the annotation of a GenBank genome assembly